ACUAUUUUUUAAUGAAAAAUAUGGCGAUUCUAUGAUAUCUUGAAUUCUUGAUUUUUGAUUUUAACUGAUUUUGAUGGUGAAAAUAAUCACAAUUCUAGGAAUAACAUUAUUAUAUUGAACUGUUUAUACCUAAGGAUAUUUUUUGGCGUAAUCUACAGCAGGCUAUGUCUUGGCGCGGAAGGGAGGAUCGUGGGAAUCGCUGGGCUGAGAACCGCCCGCGAUCGCCUGUGUGGGAGAUGAGGCGCAGUUCCAGUCCAGACAGAGGCCGCCAAACGUCUCCUCGAGACCGACACAGGGAGCGCCGCGACCGCGUCGACCGUUAUGACCGUGACCGCGACCGUCGUGAUCGCGACCGUGAGCGCGAUGACCGUUACCGCCGUGAUCGCUACGACAAACGUGAUCGCGACCAACGUGACAGGCGUCGAUCGCCGCGCCGCCCAGAAGAUAAAGAGGUCCCGACCGCUCCGUCCCCUCCUAAAAUAAGUAACGAAAGGCAAAAGAUUGAUUCCCAGUCUAGAAGUAGGUCCCGUAGUCAUGACCGACAAGAGAAUGUGGAAACCUAUGAGAAUAAACACGAAGAUUCCCAAUCGAAUGCUUCCCCAGGCGACUGGAUAUGUCAAUGUGGUUCGUACAAUUUCAAACGGCGCCAAGUAUGUUACAGAAGAAAUUGCCAAGGUAAGAGAGCAGAUGGUGUGGUAUAUGGUGGUGAUGAUAGGAACGGCUCAGAAUCUAGCCCUGGUAUUACCAAGAGGCUAUUAUUUAGAAGGUUAGAUGCUUUAACUACUGAGGAGAAAAUACUGGAAGCAAUUAAGGAUAGGUGUACCAAGUCAGUACUUGAUUCAAUAGCUGGUAUAACAAUAGGUAGGGAGACAUUAACUGGAGCAUCAAAAUGUCUAGCUUAUAUCAACUUCAACUCAAUAGCAGAUUCAACAGCUGCACAUUCUGAGUUAUUAGCUUUAGAUCCUCCGCUUAAGAUAGAUGGACGAGAAGUAUUAAUUUCAUUUUACAAUGAGGUGCAAAAGGUUCAAAAGAAUAAUAUGUCUAAUAACUCUGAUUAUUCUGCAUAUUAUGCUCAAAUGUCAUAUAACACCAGUCAAGCGCUUUCCGAAGCCGAUAGGGUAAAUGCUGCAGCUGCAGUAGCACAGUCUGCUAUAACUGCAGCGCAGGCAAGGCAGCUGUCAUGGACACCCGUGUCUGUACCAGUCUUUGUUACAUCUUCCGCUCAAAAUACUGCUGUGACAAAUAUACCCACUGGUGAUGGUAAAACAGUGUAUAGCCCACCUGAUGUGAGAACAUUUAUGUAUGAUGAGACAUCAGGCUAUUACUACGAUCCUGCAACAGGUUUAUAUUAUGAUGGAAAUACACAGUACUUCUACAACAGUCAAACCAGCCAGUACAUGUACUGGGAUGCCACAAAUUCCACCUAUAUUGCAGCUACUCAAAACCAACAGAAUACUAACCAGCCAAAACUGCAAAACCCACCAACUGCUACAGUAGAAAACACAAUUCCAAAAGAACCAGAUGAGAAAAAGAAAAGAGAUAAAGAGGAUAAGGUUAAGGUUGCCAAAAAGAUUGCGAAAGAUAUGGAAAGGUGGGCUCGGACAUUGAACCAAAAGAAGGAAAAUGCUCGAAGUAAUAUUGUUAUGGAACAGCCGCUAGACCAUGGAGCUAGCAAGGGCUCAGCGGAUAUAGGAUUUUCUGUGCUUGGAGCUGGUCCCUCAAUUACACCGCACAUGCGAGAAAUAUCACCACCACCGAAUACUGAAGAAUUUCUAAUUAAAAAGCCUGAAGCUGCCCAAGUAGAGUCUGAUGAUGGAAUCAUUGACUGGGCAAGGCUAACAUGCAUUAUUUGCAAACGGCGUUUCCCAUCGGCUGAGGUGUUAACAAAACACAAAACAUUGUCCGACUUGCACAAGCAAAACUUGGUGGAAUUUCAGAAAAAGAAUGAUUUGUUGCCACAAACAAAUGGUUAUAGGGAUAGGGCAGCGGAGAGACGAUUAAAGUUUGGUGAAGAUGAGCCCCCUCCAAUUCGUAAGAGAUAUGAGUCUGAUACACCAGCGCCUGUUGUUUCACAUCCACCUCCAUCAGUAGUAGACACGAUUGGUGGUAAAAUGUUGCAAAAAAUGGGUUGGUCAGAAGGUCGAGGACUGGGAAAGGAAGAGCAGGGAAGAAUAGCUCCCAUAGAAGCUGAACAAAGACCUAGUUUGGCGGGACUUGGACAGAAGCGGGGAAUAUACACACCCACACCUGGGUUAACAUACCGAGACACUGUAAAGAAACUUAUGAUUGCAAGAUACAAGGAAGUUGUUGGGCAGGAGGAAGGCAAUCCAUAGGUGAGAUAUGCUUUUUUAUUUAUUUAAUAAUCUGCUUUUGUUCACAGGUUUGGAUCUCAGGUCAGUGUGAUUAAUUUUAAUGUUAAAGUUUAAACUAAAGCUUUGUUUUUUUAAAGAAAUGAAGUUAUAGUAGGUGAUAAAAAAAAUUAUUGUUUUCUUUAGUUAAUUUUUUUUUUAACUUCAUUGUGUUGUAUCCUAUUGGCUACAGUAGACAUCAAAUAUGAACCUGUAGUUUUGCUACCUGUGAAAUAAUUGAAAGCAAUUUUUACACAAAGUUAUUCUUUCUUUACAAUAAAGGAUAUGUUCUUGCUAAAUGUCUGAUUUAUUGAGCUGUAUGCCUGUAUGGAAGGUGCAAGGGUUACUGUGUCGAUCCUAUCUAAUCGUUUGAUUCUAUUACCCAUAAUAGAUUUGGCGCUACCGAUGCGAUGCAACCAUUAAGAUGUGCCCAAGCCAUCUUCGGUAAGUUUCUAGUAUUUUCUACCAAUUUCUACCUAAUUAACCUUUUUCAACAGGUUUCACAGGUAAUGUAUAUAAAACGCAGGAUACAGAAGACCUUUUUUUACAGCUAUCUAGCAUAAACAUCAUUGUUUUUGCUAAGUGACCUAAUUAUUCUGCGUCCAUUGUCGCAUAUUAAACGGCAAUGAACGCAGAAUUUUGACAGUUACCAUUGACAUACUCUAAAAUCAAAAGAAGACGAAGAAGAUUAAAUAGCAACAGAGUUAGGUAGAAUCGAACAUAGACUAAAAAUGAACGCGGUGGACUUGAAUCGGAUUUUAUACGAACUGUGAUAUAUGACUGUGAUAUUGUGCUGCCAAGAAAUGGUGAAUGUGUUUUUGUUGUGAUUUUACUGAUGUAUGUGACCAUUUACCUUACAGAAUGCUUCGGGGGGCUGCCUACGUCCAUACAAAGAUGUGUUACAUUGUUUAUAGUUGUAUGCUGUUAAUUAUUUUCCCGCCCGAUUAUAGUUUUUGGUUUAAAUUAAAUACGUAAUGUUUGAAACUUAAAUAAUGCACAUUGUUUAUAAUUUAGCGAUUCUUGAGGAUCUAAUAAAUUGAACAAUUGAUAAGUUGGUAAAUAGAUGUUUAAGAUUUUUUUUAAGAAUUUCGUCAAGUGUUUAUUUAGAACAAAGUAGCGUUAAGAUGUUAUCUUCGUUUGGUUUUAAAUUAAAGUUAAAAGAAAAAUUAACGCACCUACACUGCAUUUACCGUAAAUAUUAAAAAUUCAUUCCAAUAAAAUAUUCGGAUUUUCACUAACUGUUUUUUAAUAAUUUUAUUUUUUUAAGGCGAAUUUGAAACGAAUAUAGCUUAACAUUAUAAAUUAUUGUAAAUAAUAAUUAAUAUUAGGAAUAUUAGUACCUAGAUUAUUUAAUAGAUAGAGUUUUUUAUUGUAAAGAAUGCGAUUAAUAUUAGAUUUAGAUACGCAAGUUGUACAAAUAUAUUUUUUAUUAAAAAGUUAUUAUUAAAUGAA
Molecule: messenger RNA, 3800 nt
Organism: Zerene cesonia (dogface butterfly)
Lineage: Eukaryota; Metazoa; Arthropoda; Insecta; Lepidoptera; Pieridae
Product: RNA-binding protein 5-A-like
Exons: 2
Coding region: 165-2333 (722 amino acids)
Biological process (GO): mRNA splicing, via spliceosome
Cellular component (GO): nucleus
Molecular function (GO): RNA binding
Source: RefSeq, a predicted model, not a curated record